AUGACAUACCCGGACACCUACGCUCUGGCGGCGGCGGCGACGGCCGCGUACUCGCAGCCUCUCCACUCUCACCGGCCCCCCUCAUCCACUUACCUUCCCCCCGCGCUCUACUUGUGCGACCUGUCCACCGUCGCACGGCAAGUGCACACCUUCCGCACGCUUCUCCCCGGCAUCACGCCCUACUACGCGGUAAAGUGCAACUCGGACGCCGUGCUCCUCUCCUUCCUCGCUCGCCUUCACGUCUCCUUCGACGUGGCGUCCUCGCACGAGAUCUCGCUCAUCUCCACGCUAGUCCCCGCCCCCCUUUCCGCGCGUACGAUCUUCGCCAACCCGUUCAAGGCGCCCUCGGAGCUGUCCUACGCGCGCUCGCACGGCAUCGACCUCGUGACAGUCGAUGCAGUGGACGAGGUGCACAAGGUCGCUCUCCACCACCCGCUGGCUCGCGUCCUGCUCCGCAUCGCCGUGGACGACUCGGACUCGGCGUGCCCGCUCUCCUCCAAGUUCGGCGCGCUUGCGUCGGAAGUGGCGGCCAUCCUCGCCGCCGUGCGCGGCAGCGAUGCCACGCUCGUCGGCGUGGCAUUCCACGUCGGCUCCGGCUGCCGCGACGCGGCCGCGUACACGCGCGCGCUGGGCGCGGCGCGCCGCGUGUUCGACGCCGCGCGCGACGCGGGGCUGCCGCGGCUCUCCGUGCUCGACAUCGGCGGCGGGUUCCCCGGGCGCGACGGGGCCAACGGCGCGGCCGCGUUCGCAGACAUCGCAAGCGGCGUGCGGCAAGGCGUGCAGGAGCUCUUCGACGCGGACACACAGGUGAUCGCGGAGCCCGGGCGCUACUUCGUCGCGACGGCAUACACGCUCGCCGUGCAGGUCGUGCAGACAGGCCGGCGCGACGGGGCGCGGUGGUGUGUGGUCGCGGACGGCGUGCAUGGGUCGUUCCGCGACGCUUGGCUGCUCGACCAGGAGUUUCAGGCAAGCGCUGCUGGGGACGUGCAAGGGGACUUGGCGGAGUGGGAGGUGCGCGGAGCCAGUCGGGCCGCAGGAGACGCCAUCGCGAACAGGUGCAUGCUUCCUUGCGGGCUGGCGCAGGGGGACUGGGUACGGUUUGCUGACAUGGGCGCGUACACCAUGUGUUUGGCGACGCGCGUAGGUGGGGCCGGGCGGCACCAGGUGGCGUAUUAUUAUUCUGGCAGGGGGAGCGCGGCGGCGGAUGACGGCGGGUGA
Molecule: messenger RNA, 1218 nt
Organism: Chondrus crispus (carragheen)
Lineage: Eukaryota; Rhodophyta; Florideophyceae; Gigartinales; Gigartinaceae
Product: Ornithine decarboxylase
Exons: 1
Coding region: 1-1218 (405 amino acids)
Cellular component (GO): cytoplasm
Molecular function (GO): ornithine decarboxylase activity
Source: RefSeq, a predicted model, not a curated record